Molecule: messenger RNA, 243 nt
Organism: Dentiscutata erythropus
Lineage: Eukaryota; Fungi; Glomeromycota; Glomeromycetes; Diversisporales; Gigasporaceae
Source: the annotation of a GenBank genome assembly
UGAAAAUCCAGUUAACGAAGAAGAAGAUAUAAGCAAUAAUCAUAAAAAUUUAAUAAAUCAACCCUCUACUAUUGCACAGUUUCCAUCACUAAUUAAUUUUGCUGACGUUUUUAUUAAAAGAAACCUGCAAAGCAGAGUAAAGAGAGGGAAAUGUGAGAGAAGUAAGGAAGUGGGAAUGGGAAAGUGGAAGUGGGAAAGUGGGUGUGGGGAAGUGAGUGUAGAGAAGUGGGUGUGGGGAAGUGA